Molecule: messenger RNA, 417 nt
Organism: Prunus armeniaca (apricot)
Lineage: Eukaryota; Viridiplantae; Streptophyta; Magnoliopsida; Rosales; Rosaceae
Source: the annotation of a GenBank genome assembly
AUGAAGAAAAACGUUGGGCUGCUGUCAUUGGUGAACAAGCUAGCUAAGGACAAACGUGGCCUAGGUGUAGAGCUAGCUAAGUCGCACAAGGAUUUAGAGGAAGCCAAUCAGAAGAUUGAGGACUUUGCCUCGGAGCUGUGGUUCUGCUAUGAUGAUGCAGUUGGAGAGAAGUAUCCUUCCCUAAAAUGGAGUUUUCUAGGUGACGAUGCUGAAGAUAUCCAUGCAGAGCAGGAUGGAGGACCAGACGCCGAGCCUGUAGGUCAGAUUGCUCAAAAUGAAGAUCCAAGUACUAGAGAGGCGACUACACGGGAAGGAGACCCGACUGCCCAGGGAGGAGAGCCGACCAUUCAAGGGGCAGAGGCAACCGACGAGGUAGUAGUGAUCACUGUAGAUGAGAUCAGGGGCAAAGAAGCCUAA